Molecule: messenger RNA, 570 nt
Organism: Elephantulus edwardii (Cape elephant shrew)
Lineage: Eukaryota; Metazoa; Chordata; Mammalia; Macroscelidea; Macroscelididae
Gene: TMEM205
Product: transmembrane protein 205
Exons: 3
Coding region: 1-570 (189 amino acids)
Source: RefSeq, a predicted model, not a curated record
AUGGAUGAAGCCAGGGAUCCGGGAGGCCUGACUAAGGUGAUCUAUCUGCUGGUCUUGUCAGGGGCUUGGGGCAUGCAAAUGUGGAUAACCUUCGUCUCAGGCUUCCUGCUUUUCCCAGCCCUGCCUCGGCAUACCUUCGGCCUCGUGCAGAGCAAACUCUUCCCAUUCUACUUUCACAUCUGUAUGGUCUGUGCCUUCGUCAACUUUGGCAUCUUGGUUUCACAGCUUACCUGGGCCCAGCUCACAUUUUGGGAGACCAGCCAGUUCUGUCUGCUGCUCCUGUGCCUCUUGCUAGCAGUCAUCAACGCCCGGUGGCUUGAGCCACGAACCACCGCUGCCAUGUGGGCCAUGCAGGCCCUGGAGAAGGAUAGGGGCCUGGGCGGGGAGAUGCCAAGCAGCCGCGAGGGUCCUCACCCCUACCACCAGCUCCGAGAGCAGGACCCCAAGUACAGCAGCCUCCGCCGCAUCUUCUUCCGUUACCAUGGUUUCUCCAACCUGUGCAACCUGGGCUGCCUCCUGAGCAACGGCUUCUGCCUGGUUGGCCUCGCCCUGAGCCUCAACCACCUUUGA